This is a messenger RNA of Anarrhichthys ocellatus (wolf-eel), 1698 nucleotides long. RefSeq names its product serine hydrolase like (gene serhl). Gene Ontology annotation, cellular component: membrane. The record is from RefSeq and is a predicted model, not a curated record. The coding region runs from base 418 to 1392 and encodes 324 amino acids. Lineage: Eukaryota; Metazoa; Chordata; Actinopteri; Perciformes; Anarhichadidae. The transcript is spliced from 12 exons.
AGAAGUUCUUGGUUGAUGGUUUGGUUCAGCAAGUCCCGUUGACUACAGGUUUAUGUUUAGCCUACUAGACUAACUAGAGGAUAGAUGUCACACACUAAAUAAAUCAAAACGUGCAUCUUCCGGCUGCCUGAAUGAAUGAUCGCAGGUCUAAUGCAUUUGAUAAUAGUAAAAACCUCCUGAUUCAAAAGACUUGGUUAAUACAAUGACAGAGAAACUGUUUCUAAAAGUCCAUUGGUAGUUUGGAAGAUGGAUCUUUCAUUGGGGAAAAUAGCUACACGUGAAAAUAUCAACUGAGCAGCGGGCGCUGCCUGAAAAACCGAACCGAGGGAAACAUAAACACAACGGAAACAAGAGGACAAGGAAGUUACUUUGGACCGGGGGCGGGACGUGUUCAGGGCUUCCGGUUCAUGUGGGGAAAUGCGAGCACUGCUGCAAACUUUACACGGCGCAACUUCAACUGCAAUGGCUGAAGAAGUGUGUUCGGAUCUCUCCGUCCCGGUCCCAUGGGGACACAUCAGAGGAAGAGUCUGGGGUCCUGAUCACGGUCGUCCCGUGCUGUGCCUGCACGGCUGGGCUGACAACUGUGGUGCAUUCAACACUCUCAUUCCUCUUCUACCCAAAGAGUGCAGAUACGUGGCGCUGGAUCUGCCGGGUCACGGUCUAUCAUCUCAUCGUCCUCCUGGAGAUUUCUACUCCUAUCCUGCAUACGUGGCGGAUAUACGCAGAGUCGCUGAUGCUCUGCAGCUGAGGAAAUUCUCCAUCAUAAGCCACAGUAUGGGUGCUGAAAUCGCUGCAUUGUUCAGUGCGCUGUACCCCGAGAUGGUGGACGCUCUCGUGCUUCUGGACUCUUACGCAUUCCUACCUACAGAUUCAAAAGAACUUUCCAAAGUGAUGAGGAAGGGGAUGGAUGAGAUCCUUCAGUUUGAAAACAAGACAGAAGACAAGAAAAGAGUUUACACUUAUGAGAAGGCAGUUGAGAGGCUGUCGGCUGCAAACCCGACUCUGACUGAACAGUCGGCGCACAUCCUUUUAGAGCGAGGGCUAGUUCAAGUUGAAGGAGGAUUUGCGUUCUCCAGAGACCUGCGAGUUAAUUUCAAAAACAUAUGGCGCAUCAGUUCGGAGCAGAGUCUGGAGAUGCAGUCGAGGGUUCAAGCCUCUGUUCUGCUUGUUCUAGCAGAAAAAGGCAUCAAUAGAAUAUGUUUCCAUCCAACUCAAAGGAAAUUCAUCUCAACACUUCUCCAUGGCCUACAGGACCAAAACUACACGGUGGUGACGGUACCAGGUGAUCACCACGUUCAUCUGAAUGAGCCUGAAGUCGUCGCUCCGAUUGUGUCCGACUUCCUGCGGAACAAAGUGUUGUCCCAGUCAAACUACGGACGGCACAAGUUAUAAGCUGCAAACAUAAUCGCACUGGCACAUUUAAGUUAAAUUGCACUUUAUAGAUGCUGAGGGGAUCAGCCGUACGUGUACUUUUAUCUCACAACUUUGUUGACAAACCAGAAUGGGGGGGUGCGACAGACACACUUCUGCACGUACAUAGCACCUUCAGCCUUCACUGUAAGCCAAUGGGCUAUCAAUGAGCUGUCACCUCAUUCCAAGAUGCACUAAGUAAAACAAAGUCACUGCUGAAAUGUUCACCCUUUCCCCCCCCCCCAAGGAUUUCAAAAAUGCACAUUUAAAAUAAAAAAACAUUUAAAG